Molecule: messenger RNA, 426 nt
Organism: Cordyceps militaris CM01
Lineage: Eukaryota; Fungi; Ascomycota; Sordariomycetes; Hypocreales; Cordycipitaceae
Exons: 2
Coding region: 1-426 (141 amino acids)
Source: RefSeq, a predicted model, not a curated record
AUGACUGCUGAAGUUUCACACGGCCGCGGCGGCGCCGGCAACAUUAACCCAGACGACACCCACUACGUCGACGGCGAGGUCGUCCGCGCAGGCGUCAUUGGCAGCCACGGCGACGGAGCCUACAGCGCCGGUCGCGGCGGCGCCGGCAACAUUGGCGACAAGGGCCAUCCGCCGACAGACCGCAAGGAUCGUGACAUCAUCCCCGAGGCGGCGGUCCGGCAGAGCACCGACACCGGCGACUACCACACGGGCCGGGGCGGCGCGGGCAACGAGCACACGAGCGCCGCGCACCAGCACCACGGGAACGGGCACAAGGACCCGGAGGGCGCUGCCGCUGCCGCCCCCCCGGGCAAGGAGCAGCUGCCGCCGCCGCCGGUGGGCUUGGCGGAUAAGCUCAAGGGGAAGCUGUUUGGCGCGUUCAAGUAA